UGUCUCUGUCCGUAGCUCCUGACUCAGUGUUAUCACAACUGCAGAGUUUUUCCAAGGGCUGCUCAGGAGUGUGGAGCACCAGCUCCUUUUCCAUACUCUCAUCCUGCCCCCUCUCCUCUCUCCCACUCACCCACGAGGAGCAGCUGCAGGAUUCACUGGCAGCCAGAAGGGAAGACGAGCAGACAGCUGUCACGCCGUGAUUCAGCCUUUCAACUGUGGUUUGGAGGGGAAGUUUUGAGCUUUAUUUCCCACUUUGCAGAGCAAAGAGCAUCUGUUUUUGACACUUGCAGCUUUGUGCUGAUCCGGGAGGUUGAUUUGCAGUGACAGAUUCCGUGUGGGGAAGCUGAACUCGAACAGUCAGUGCAAAACCUUCUCCUGACGUUUUUCCAUUGAUCGGGUGAAAUUAAAUCCAAAUUAUUUACAGAAGGGCAGAGUGUUUAAAGGGGAAUGAGAGAGAGUGUGAUCUCUCAGGUGCUGUAAGUGGUGUGACUGGGAGCACAGACAGACUGGCUCUGAGUUUUAUUUUAUGGAAUCUGAAGGCAGCGAGAAUGAAGAGCCUUUGGCUCGGAGAGUGGCCGUGUGUGCCACAGUAGUGAGGGACAGAAUGGAUUCUUGGACAGGCUGGGAACGCAGAGAGCCAAAAGUGAGUCACAUGGGCGACUGCAGACACCACAGUUCAUUGUGUAAGAACUGCAGCAGCACAAUUGGAGCAGCCCCACUGACCUCACAGCUCAACGUGCUAUUUAAGGUCUGGCUCGCAGAUGUUCCAGGAGCACCGAGCCAGAGCCGGCCCGGAGCGUUCGACCGGGGAAUAUUUACAGCCUGAGCCUGCCCAGGAGAUGAUUGCCCUGAUCCUCUUCUCUGCCCUGCUGUGGGACGAGGCUGGAGCGUGGGGCUUCAAGGAUGGAGUGCUGCACAACUCCAUCUGGUUGGAGCGGGCAGCCGGCGUGUACCACCGGGAAUCGCGCUCCGGGAAGUACCAGCUCACCUACGCCGAGGCCAAGGCCGUGUGCGAGUACGAGGGAGGACACCUGGCCACGUACCAGCAGCUGGAGGCGGCCCGGAAAAUAGGUUUCCACGUGUGUGCUGCCGGCUGGAUGGCCAAGGGCAGGGUUGGUUAUCCCAUAGUAAAAGCUGGAGCCAACUGUGGCUUUGGGAGGACGGGAAUUGUUGACUACGGGAUUCGCCUCAACCGGAGCGAGAGGUGGGACGCCUACUGCUACAACCCCCACGGAAAGGAGUGUGGGGGAGUCUUCACGGAUUCCAGGCACGUGUUUAAGUCCCCAGGGUACCCGAAUGAGUACGAAAACGAGCAGAUCUGCUACUGGCACAUCAGGGUCAAGUACGGGCAGAGGAUCCACCUGCAGUUCCUGGAGUUCGACGUGGAAGAUGACGUUGCCUGCAUGGCGGAUUUCUUGGAAAUCUACGACAGCUACGACGAUGUCAAUGGCUUUGUGGGCAGGUUUUGUGGAGAUGAGUUGCCCGACGACAUCAUCAGCACAGGCAACGUCAUGACCUUGAAGUUUCUCUCAGAUGCGUCGGUGACUGCGGGUGGGUUCCAGAUUAGAUACACCACCAUGGACACGCCUCCCAGGGCAGGGGAUGGGAGGAAUGCCACAUCCCCCGGGAAAACAAACUACCUGUCCGGAAAAUUCGGUGUUCUGUGAGCAGAGGAACCGCAUUCACUCGUCAAGAACCACAUCUCAGAAUGAACCCAAUCCAGAGAUCUGUGCCUGCAGAGAGCUGAAGUUUCGUUCAUCUCCUCCUGACUUUGUAUUUCCUGCUUUUCUACAGGUUUUGUUAAUAAACUAGACUAGGAAAUAAAUUAUAAGAUGUACUUAACAUGAAUAAUAGAAAACUAUUUUUAGGAUACGAGUACUGUAAAAAUCUGUCAGCAAAGAUUUUAAAAUUAUUUUUGUAUAUAAACUGCUCCUUCUCCUCAUUCCUUGUACUGUUCCAUCAAACCU
This is a messenger RNA of Empidonax traillii (willow flycatcher), 1967 nucleotides long. RefSeq names its product TNF alpha induced protein 6 (gene TNFAIP6). The record is from RefSeq and is a predicted model, not a curated record. The transcript has 6 exons. Gene Ontology annotation, biological process: negative regulation of inflammatory response; cell adhesion. Lineage: Eukaryota; Metazoa; Chordata; Aves; Passeriformes; Tyrannidae. Gene Ontology annotation, molecular function: hyaluronic acid binding. The coding region runs from base 762 to 1667 and encodes 301 amino acids.